CUGUGCAGAGAGCGGCUGUAAACAAACCAGCAACAACAUCGGAGGAAGAAAAGCGCAGGGGUUGAUUAAAUCAUCGCUGUGGACUUUCGCGCCACACAUAUUGGAGUCAAGCUGACCAUGGAUUUGAAUUGUGUCUUGAAGAUAGAAGAAAUGGAAGAGGAUAUUUGUCCAAGACAGGAAAUAAAAACGGAAGAAGAGCCUCAUGACAUCAAACAGGAAGACUCUAAAGCAGAGAUCUCCAUCGUGGUGAAACAGGAGGAGAUAAAGCAGGAGCAUCCUACACAGGACACUAAAGAGGGAAUAAAGCAGGAGUUGCCUUCAGUGGACACUAAGGAGGAUGUAGCAAUGCUGCCUUCUGAGGUCACUAAAGGGGAUGUAGCAAUGCUGCCUUCUGAGGAUGUGAGAACAGAGCCCUCUGUGGACACAGAAGAGGAUGUGGGAACAUCCGGAGUGACAGGAUUUGCACAGGAAGGUGUUACAUCCUGCGGGGCAUUGCUGCCUGUCGCACCUCCUCCGGUGCCCAUGGGUCAGCUGCAGGGUCAUCAGCCAGGAACCACCAUUCACCAAUGUUUCGCUACUUUAAUAGUCCUGCAGUCCUGUGGUGUGACUCCUCUUAUAGAAGGGGGUCCACAAAAGAACCAGUUGAAGAAAAAGGCUAGUCGGAGAACUCUUACUGGAGAAAAGCCUUACGUGUGUACCAUCUGUGGAAAGGCCUAUGGACAGGCAGCACACUUAAAGGUUCACCGUAGAGUCCAUACCGGAGAGAGGCCUUACGUGUGUACCACCUGUGGAAAGGCCUUUGGACGGUCAGAAGGCUUAAAGGUUCACCAGAGAAGCCAUACUGGAGAAAAGCCUUACCAGUGUAGUGCAUGUGGAAAGUCCUUCGGAUAUAAAAAUCACCUAAAAGAUCACCAGACAAUCCAUUGUGGAGAAAAACCUUACCAGUGUACUACAUGUGGGAAGUCCUUUAGACGGUCACUCACCUUAAAGAAUCAUCAGAGAAUCCAUACUGGGGAAAAUCGUUACCAGUGUAGCACCUGUGGAAAGGCCUUUGGACAGUCAGAAAGCUUAAAGGUUCACCAGAGAAUCCAUACUGGAGAAAAGCCUUACCAGUGUAGUGCAUGUGGAAAGUCCUUCACAUAUAAAAAUCGCCUGAAAGAUCACCAGGGAAUCCAUUGUGGAGAAAAACCUUAUCAGUGUGCUACAUGUGGGAAGUCCUUCAGACAGUCACGCACCUUAAGGGAUCAUCAGAGAAUCCAUACUGGGGAAAUGCUUUACCAGUGUAGCACAUGUGGAAAGUUCUGUACAAGAAAAUCUGAUCUCCGAUCGCACCUGAGAGUCCAUCAGAGAUGGGACCAAGUCACUAAUUUGCAAGUCGCAAGAGACAUGGCCAAUACCACCUUUGGCUGGUCCACCUCUGAAGUGUGUCAUUGGCUGGAGCUGAAUGGGUUAAGUGAGGCCAAAGAGAUCUUUAUCGAUGAGGAUAUUGAUGGGGAAGCCCUUUUCGGUUUAACAGAGAAUAGGGUGGCACGCCUCUUCCCAACAUCAAAACAGCAAGUUAAAUUUUUAUCAGCAUUGGAAAAAAUAAAAAGCAACGUUCUGCCAAAACAAAAUGAUAGCAUCCCAGUCAACUCAGCAAUCACCACUAAGAAAACACCAGUUCAAACACCAACCGCUGCCUGGCCAACUGUUUACACCCUCCCCACUUUAAGCCCAGAGGUCAGGGAGGCGCUGGCCAAGAGAGAUCCUGCUUUCUUCAGAAAACACCAAUCGCAUAUAAGAACUGCUCUCAUUACAUUGUUAUGUGAUGACAUAACACAAUAUACUUGGUAUCCAAGUCGCAAGAUGUAUAGUGACGUCAUGAGCACCUUAAUAACCCAGCAUCCAUUUCUUAUGGAUGGAAGCCUCUCUGGAUUUGAAACCCUGUUGGAGUGUCUUAAAAAUAAAUUCAAAAAAGUGCGGAAGACCCUGGUACACAUGGACAAAGUGUUGCAGAUGAAGCAGAAAUAUGGCAAGGGGCGUCAGACAUCAUCAUCAGAUGGGGGAAACCACUGCGGUCUCAAAAGGAAACAACAACCACUAUUUGGAACCCAGCUGACCAUGGAGUUGAGACAGGAAGUGAAAGAAGAGGAAGGAGAGUCCAGUGUUCUAGAACGUGUGGAUGCAGCAUUCUCCUCCCACUGCCCGGUACCUCUAAGGGACGUCAAACUAAAAGAUUCCAAUAAUCUAUAUGUGGAUUUGACAGGAACAGCAGCAGAGAUCUCCGUAACAUUAAAAGAGGAGCAGGAGGAGCAGGAGGAGGAGAUGGAAGAAGGCGAAGAGGAGGAGGAGGAGGACGAAGAAGAAGAAGAGGACGAUGACGACAAAGAAGAAGAAGAAGAAGAGGAGGAGGAUGACGAGGAUGACAGUGACGAGGACGACAGUGACGAGGACGACAGUGACAAUGAUGACGACGACUACGACUUUUUGGAGGCUUUUGGGGGGCCACAAAGGAAGGAAUUUAACACACUGUGCAAAACUGCAAGUGGAAAGGACUUUGGAGCUACAGAUGGUUUGAAGUCAUGGCAAUGUACUACAUGUGGAAAGGCCUUUAAAUCUAAAUGGUAUCUCAAAGAUCACCAGAGAACCCAUACAGGUGAAAAGCGACACCAGUGCACCAAAUGUGGAAAGGCCUUUGCUGACAAACGUCGUCUCAAAGAUCACCAGGGAAUGCAUACUGGGGAAAAGCCUGACCAGUGUACUACUGGAGAAAAGCCUUACCAGUGUCUUUCACGUGGAAAGGGAUGUAGAGACAUCUGGCAACUAAACUGCCAUCAGAGAAUCCAUUCUGGAGAAAAACCUUACCAGUGCACCACAUGUGGAAAGGCCUUUUCAAUGUCAGGAAACUUAAAGGCUCACCAGAGAACCCAUACUGGAGAAAAACCUUACCAGUGUAGCGUAUGUGGAAAGGGCUUUUCACAGUUAGGUAAUCUCAAAAGUCAUCUGAGAAUCCAUAGCGGAGAAAAACCUUACCAGUGUAGUGUAUGUGGAAAAGGCUUUGCACAGUUAAGCAUCUUAGAAAAUCAUCAGAGAACCCAUACUGGAGACAAACCUUACCAUUGUACCACAUGUGGAAAGGGCUUUGCCCAAAAUGGAGGUCUCAAGAGGCACAUUAGGCGAACCCAUACUGGAGACAAACCUUACCAUUGUACCACAUGUGGAAAGGGCUUUGCCCAAAAUGGAGGUCUCAAGAGGCACAUUAGGCGAACCCAUACUGGAGAAAAACCUCAGCAGUGUAGCACAUCAAGAGUUAUCUGAAACGGCAUCAGGUCAGAAGGCACAUGCAGAGAAUGCCUAGGGUGCGCCUCCAGCUGUUUGAUGAUGUCACAUCAGGACACUCUGAAAUGUAAUGCUAAUCUCAGAUUGGUUGCUAGGAGUGAAACUAGAGCUGAACGGUAUACCAAUAAAAAAGCUUGGUUCAUACCUACACAAGGUUCACUUUUUGAUGAGAGACGUUUUUUUUGUGUUCAUACUAGGCUACAUGCGUGAACUUCAUACUUCGUGUCACACUACAUUUCAACUCUGUUCACCCCUGUUGCUUUUCUACUAGGGAAUGUCGACACAAUGUAAGAUGUUGAUUGAACUGAUGAAAAUAAUUGGUCGGCACUAAAGAGGCACAAUGAACACAAUGAACCCACAUGGCAUGGAUGAAUCAUGACAAACAUUUCAAUUAACAUAGACUGCCUUUGAUCUCACAAACUUAAAUAAAAGGUAAUUUGACAGGUAUGUGGUGCUAUUUUAACAGGCUACAACAAUCCUCAGAUUCUUUACUGUAUUGAAGAACCAUCCCAACUGUGUGUGCAGCACUGCUGUUAAGUCUGCUUAUGAGUUUUGCCAUAUAGUACAAUUGAAGUAGCCUAGCUUAGAAAGAUAAGAUACAUUGCUACAUUGCUCCAUUGCUGUUUGAAAUGAUGGCGGACGCUGGAGGAACAAAUAGAACUCUGAGUCUUCAGUACAAGAUAGAAGACUGGCUACUUGCACACACACACACAACAACAACAACAACAACAACAACAACAACAACAACAGACUAGAUAUGAGAAGUGUGUGUGUCUGUAAUAUGCUUAAUAUAAAGACCUGUGGUGGACAAGAAUAAUUUAGUUCUGAUCAUGUGAAUCGAUGGUUGUCUGGCAGCAAACGCCAGACUAAAUCACAAGUGUGAUCUGCAUAUGGCAUCGAGGACGUAUGAAAUGACAAACUCCGGAGCUCUGUAAACAUGCUUUAUUUUACUAAUGCAAUUAUUGUACUUGGCAAAUAAAUGUAUUGGAUAUUGGAAAUGGA
Molecule: messenger RNA, 4320 nt
Organism: Engraulis encrasicolus (European anchovy)
Lineage: Eukaryota; Metazoa; Chordata; Actinopteri; Clupeiformes; Engraulidae
Exons: 15
Coding region: 118-3297 (1059 amino acids)
Biological process (GO): regulation of transcription by RNA polymerase II
Cellular component (GO): nucleus
Molecular function (GO): DNA-binding transcription activator activity, RNA polymerase II-specific; protein binding; RNA polymerase II cis-regulatory region sequence-specific DNA binding
Source: RefSeq, a predicted model, not a curated record